UUCAAUGAGUAUACUUCAGGGAAGUCCAACAAAGGGAGAAAGAGAGAGAGAGAGGUACUAAAUGGCUUCCAGAGCAAAGAGACAGAAUGGGGACCAGCGUACUCUCCCUGAGCUGAGAAUCAUCCUCCUGGGGAGGGAUUGGCUGGAGAAGAGUCAAACAGGAAACACUAUCCUGGACAGGAAGCUGUUUGACACCAGGAGGGACGUGGAGAUGUGUGUGAGGAGACAGAGUCUAGUGGAUGGCCGGCAGGUCACUGUGGUCAACACAUCAGACAGAUGUAUCCAGUACUCUGUGCAGGACCCUCUCCUUGUUCACCGUAACAUAGAAGACAGCAUAUCCAUGUGUCAACCAGGUCCCCAUGCCUUCCUCAUGGUCAUCCCUUUGAACUCACGCAAAGGCAGGGAAUGGACAGUAGAGGGCCCCCUCAAGCUUCUCAACCACAUACUCUGGAGACACAUGAUGGUAGUGUUUACCCAAUGUGAGAAACUCAGGGGAAUGUCACUAGAGGAACACAUAGUGAGACAUGGGUUUCUCCAGGAGAUGGUGGAGAAGUGUGGGCAUAGGUACCAUGCUUUAAACACUAGGGCCAACACAUGGGGCAAUGAUGUCACUCAGGUCCCAGAGCUGCUGAGGAAGAUAGAUGAAAUGGUGACAGGUGGUCCUGCUUAUGUUGUCAUGAAUGAGAGGUUUUCAAUGGCAAUUGAAGUUAAGAGGAUGGCAGAGGAGAAGAGGGCGAGUUUGAGACGGAUGAAGGUUCAGAGACAGAGGGAAACACUCAGAUCUCUGCUCAGGGGUAAGUCCCACCAACUAUCUGAAGCUGAACAGAGAAUCAUGAUAGUGGGACCUCGAUUGGUUGGGAAGAGCUCAUCUGGAAAUAGCAUCCUGGGUAAGAAAACCUUUGAGGCUGGACACACGACUUCACACAGUGUGAAAAGACAGGGUGACAUCACCGUAAGACAAGUCACAGUGGUGGACACACCCGGGUGGCAUGGGCGAUACUGCACUGAGGACACUCCUGAAGUAGUAAGAAUUGAGAUUACCCAAGGUGCAUCUCUUUGUGCUCCCGAGCCGCACGCUGUCCUCGUGGUCGUACGCUGUGACGAAACAUUCACAGGGACAGACAGGUCAAGAGCAGAAGAAAAACUAAAUCUGAUUGGUCGGUCAGUCUGGAGUCAAGCUAUAGUGUUGUUCACCUGGGGAGACAAGCUUGGCGACACAGCCAUCGAACUUCACAUCGAGAGAUGGCCUGCCCUUCAGUGGCUUGUCGAUAAAUGUAGCAACAGGUACCAUGUCUUUGAUAACACAAGCCCGGCUGGAGGCCCUCAGGUCACAGAACUUCUGGAGAAAAUUGAGGAGACAGUGAUGGGAAACGAUGGUGAACACUGGCUCAAAAUGUACUGGGAGCUCAGGGAGAGCAAAAAGAAGUUGACAAAAAGCUCUGAGGAGAUUGGGGGAAGACUAGAGGAGGAAGAGAGGGAGAAUGACAAGCUUAAAAGGAUGAUUGAAGAGGAAGAGAGGAAAGUAGAGGAAAUAGAUAAGCGAUAUGAGGAGAAAGAUGGAAUGUUGAAAGAGAUGGAGCAGAGAAACACAAUGAGAGAAAAGGAGAUAGAAGACAGACAUUUGGAGUACGAAAGAGAGAAGGAAUCCCUCAAACAAAUGUGUGUGGAGAAAGACAGAGCAUUGGAUCAGAUGGAGAGGAAGCAUGAAAGAGAAAGUAAAGAACUGAGAGACAAGAUAGAAAACCUGGAAAAGAGAAAGUCUGAAAGAGAAGAGGAGUUGAAUGCCAUGAUUGUUGAGAUACAGAAGGAGUUACAAGAGAAUAAACAAAGGUAUGAAAUGAAAGAGGUGGAAAUAUCAAUGCUAGAGAGAGAUGUAGCGGAGCUUAAGCAGCAGAAUAAAGUGAGAGAAGACAUGAUCAACCACGUGAAGAUUAAGGAGGAUCGAAUACAACUGCACAGAGUGGAAUCUACAGCACCCGCGGACAUGGUGGACAACUCUUGUCUAAAGACUCAACAUAGACAUUUGAGAAAGACACAGAUGUUGUCACGGAAGGAUGGUAAGAGGCAGAGGGACACAGCAGGACGAGAGCAGAGAGUUGGAGAUGAACAGAGAGAAGCACCAUGGUUGAAGAUUGGGGCAGCAGUACUGGGGGCAGUGGUUGGGGCCAUGGCUGGCUCUGUGAGGGCACCACUAAGUGCAGCCACAGGGACUACUAUAGGGGCUGCAGCAGGGGUUCUGCUGGGGAGUUUACUGAUACAAGAGGAAGAGGCCAGAGAUAAGAAAGUGGUGUCUGAUUCCCCUGAAUGCCCCUAUUUAAUAAAAAAAUAAAAUCAGGAUUGGUGGGUCCCCAGCGGGACAUUUGAGCUAACGUAGGCUAAUGCAAUUAGCAUGAGGUUGUAAGUAACAAGAACAUUUCCCAGGACAUAGACAUAUCUGAUAUUGGCAAAAAGCUUAAAUUCUUGUUCAUCUAACUGCACUGUCCAAUAUACAGUAGCUAUUACAGUGAAAGAAUACCACACUAUUGUUUGAGGAGAGUGCACAGUUUUGAACAUGAAAAGUUAUUAAUAAGCAAAUAAGGCAUAUCUGAGCAGUCUUGAUACAACAUUUUGAACAGAAAUGCAAUGGUUCAUUGGAUCAGUCUAAAACUUUGCGCAUACACUGCUGCCAUCUAGUGGACAAAAUCUAAUUUGAACCUGGGCUGGAAUAAUACAUCAUGGCCUUUCUCUUGCAUUUCAAAGAUGAUGGUAAAAAAAAAAAUUAAACAGUUGGUUUCUUCUUUGUAUUGUCUUUUACCAGAUCUAAUGUGUUAUAUUCUCCUACAUCCCUUUAACAUUUCCACAAAUGUAAAAAUCCUACCUUUCAAAUUUUACCAAGAAUAUGCUUCAGGGCCUGAGCUACAGGCAGUUAGAUUUGUGUAUGUCAUUUUAGGCAAAAAUUGAACAAAAGGUGGUCGAUCCUUAAGUUAACCAUUGAAACAAGCAUUUCGCUACACUUGCAUUAACACCUGCUGACCAUGUGUAUGUGACCAGAUUUGAUUUGAACAGUUGACCCAGCACACUGUAGAAUCUGUUUGAGAAGCAGAAUUUAGUUCUGUAAAGAGUUUUAGGGAGACCGGUAAAAGGUAAAAGGAGCAACUAACGUCUUUGAAUGAGGUGAUAGUUUGCCCAAAUUACAUAUGGUUUCCUAAUUACCUUGCGUGACGGUCCAGAACUUUUCAUAGAACGUGGCGCUAAGGUUAUCUUUCAUCAAUUGCCCACGUUUUUUUUAAUGAUUUUGUUUACCUGAUUUGUCGUAUACUUUUAUGUCUUUUGUAUUUAUACUGCUGCAAUCAAAUUACUCUAUAUUGAGACAGUAAAGAAUUCCUGUAUCUGAACUUGGUAUCUGAGUAUUGUUCUCACAGAGGCUUCGGAUGCAUAGCAAUAUGUCUGUAUUGACCAUUAUAAUGUAUAAUCAUCUAUAGAGGAUUGUAAUGGAUGGGGUAGGAAUAAAGAUGAUCAUUUCAGUUUCAA
This is a messenger RNA of Oncorhynchus nerka (sockeye salmon), 3510 nucleotides long. RefSeq names its product GTPase IMAP family member 8-like. NCBI's taxonomy places the organism in Eukaryota, Metazoa, Chordata, Actinopteri, Salmoniformes, Salmonidae. The record is from RefSeq and is a predicted model, not a curated record. Gene Ontology annotation, molecular function: GTP binding. The transcript is spliced from 4 exons. The coding region runs from base 62 to 2329 and encodes 755 amino acids.